AUGGAUGCUCGAAGAGUUUUCGACCAGAUGUGCUCGCACGACGUCAUGUCGUGGACUUCGCUGGUUCUGGCCUGUGUCGAUUGCGGAGAGGAAGACACGGCACUAGAGCUGUUCCAACGUAUGAUAUGCGAGGGGCAUGCGCUCACGUCUUCGAGCAUUGUCACAGCAGCACUCAAGGCUUGCAUCCGCGUCGCUGCAAGGGAAGAGGCCACUCAGGUGGAUGGAAAGGCUGUCAAAGUUUCGUCACUGGAGAAAGGGAUUGCUAUCCAUUGCCAGGCAUCCAAACUCCUUCGACACUGGGACUUCGUUUUGGACAGCAGUUUGAUGGAGAUGUAUGCCAAGUGUGGGAGUCUGGUGGACGCCCAGCGAGUUUUCGACAGCAUGCCACACCGUGAUGUAGUCUCGUGGACAGUGCUCAUGUCGGGGUACGCGGAAUGUGGUGAUGGAAACAAAGUUUUGGAGCUCUUUGUGGGAAUGAAACUGAAACUCGGUCAGGCCUGCUGUGCUCUAGAUGCUCGAGUCUUCGUCCCCGUGCUCAAGGGAAGCUCUUCUGUGGGAUCGCUGGAAGUCACUAAAGCCAUUGUUGGGGAAGUAUACAGAUAUGGAGCCGAGAAAGACAUUGUGCUCUCCAACAGCAUGGUGGACGUGUUUGGAAAAGCCGGAAGUAUGAACGACGCACAGCAGACGUUUGACGCAGACUCGAGAUCUGAUAGCAUGGAACGCUCUCGCAGCUGGAUACAGCCGCCAGGGCGACGCCGAGAAGGUCCUGGAUGUCUUUCACCGGGCUGUGGACGACGAAGGAGUUGA
Selaginella moellendorffii is the source of this 807-nucleotide messenger RNA. RefSeq names its product pentatricopeptide repeat-containing protein At4g18520, chloroplastic-like. Gene Ontology annotation, molecular function: protein binding; RNA binding. The coding region runs from base 1 to 807 and encodes 268 amino acids. Gene Ontology annotation, biological process: RNA modification. Lineage: Eukaryota; Viridiplantae; Streptophyta; Lycopodiopsida; Selaginellales; Selaginellaceae. The record is from RefSeq and is a predicted model, not a curated record. The transcript has a single exon.